CAUCAAAUCCUAGCAAGUUGGUGCAUGCCAUGGUGCAUGCGAUUGAUGUGAAGUAGGAAAUGGCGCGUAUUGCGUUCUCUGUGUAGCGACACGCAUCAUUCGGUCAUUGUCACUGUAAAAAUUUGAAACACUUGUCUUCCCAUCAAGCUUUUGGUGCCUUCUUAACACCAAGUUUUGUGAUUGUUUGACGUUCAAGCACUCGUCGUUGUGCGUGUCCCCACGUGAGCGAAAAUGAGCACUGCCGCGCGAAAAUUCUGCACGUUGUCUGCAGAGCUGUUUCUGCGUAGUCGGCCUAGCGCGCCUCUGUUGCGGCGGUUGUACUGUGAAGAAAGGCCAACUACUUUCGAAAAGAGCAUCAAUCAGGUAACUCUCUUGGGUCGCGUUGGAAUAGAACCCCAGCUACGAGGCACUGAUGCGAAUCCGGUUGUUGUGUUCACAUUGGCCACAAACAGCAACUACCGCUAUGAAACUGGUGAAGUACAGCAGAAGACCCAGUGGCACCGUAUCAGCGUGUUCAAACCGUUUCUUCGCAACUCGGUGCAUCAGUACACACGCAAAGGUUCUCGAGUGCUGGUCCAGGGACGUUUGGUUUAUGGCGAGAUAACAGACGCCAAAGGUGCAACCCAUGUGACCAGCACGGUGGUGGCAGAUGAUGUCAUUUUCUUGGGCCAAAGUGCGAGAGCAGCCAGCACUGACGAGGAGAGCCUUGCAGACGCUAAAUUUCAAUGAACAAAACGUACGCCAUGCGCCAUGGCUGCAAAGUAGAGAAUUGUAAGUUGUUUAUCGCUUUUUAUUAUUUUUCCCCCCUUUUUUGACCGGAGAAGAAAUUCCCAAAGUUUAAUUAAGCCAAUUUCUGGUAGCCAGCUUUUAUGCUUGUAUGGGAAGCUACAGUUUUCCAUCUGUACUUGUAGCCUUUCUUGCUGUUCUGUGCCUUUGGGUUUGUGUUGUUGAUAUUAAGUUCACCUAGAAUGG
This is a messenger RNA of Dermacentor andersoni, 972 nucleotides long. RefSeq names its product mitochondrial single stranded DNA-binding protein (gene mtSSB). Gene Ontology annotation, molecular function: single-stranded DNA binding. The record is from RefSeq and is a predicted model, not a curated record. Gene Ontology annotation, biological process: mitochondrial DNA replication; positive regulation of helicase activity. NCBI's taxonomy places the organism in Eukaryota, Metazoa, Arthropoda, Arachnida, Ixodida, Ixodidae. Gene Ontology annotation, cellular component: mitochondrial nucleoid.